AGGAUGACAGCCACGAAGCGUUGGCUUAUGGGAAUAUCCGGACUCUACAACUGGGGUAAAAUCAUUGGCGGACAUUUUGAAAGGGAAAGCUGACGAUGAAAGUUACUGUGAAAAGUUGGACAGCUGUGGCAUCUUGGAGAUGGAUGGCUAACGAUGACAACUGCGGCAUCUGCCGCAUGCCAUUUGAUGCCACCUGUUCAGAAUGUAAACUCCCUGGUGAUGACUGCCCACUAGGCCACUAUAGUAGAUGGUUCCUGGAUUUGAAUACCCUGAAGAGUAAUGUGAAAACAGAAUCUAAGAGAAAAGUCUGCACCUACAUUGUGGGGCCAGUGUUCUCACUGUUUCCACAUGCACUGCAUCCUGAAGUGGCUGAACUCGCAGCAGGUAAACCAGCAGUGCCCCAUGUGUCGACAGGAGUGGAAGUUCAAGGACCAUGAAACAAGACAUUAACCAACCAAAACCUGUAUAUAACUGUAUCAAUAGUCUGAAAGUGUGCUGGCUUCUCAAAGUAGGACCCAACUUCCUGUUCCUGGCCGAGGGUCUGCAGGAGGAUUGUGCACAACGUGCAACAUCUGUUGCUUCAUAUUUGUUUGUUACCAUCAAAGCUACUUGCAGUGUCAUCAGCCAGAGGUAUCCAACAAACAUGGACCUCUAGAAGGAAAACAAACAAUUAAGUAACAAUGAAACAUUGACAAUCCAUCAUGCAGUUACUGAGCAUAGGUAUCGGUGAACUAGGUUCGUUGUUAUUGUAAUUCUUGUGCCUAGUGGCAUAUACGACAGCAAGGUUCCUUGCUGUAAGGUUUCUUGCUAUUUAUGUAGCAGGGUAUAUUUUUACAGGGAGGGGUUGUUAGGCCUGCCCCCUUUUAACAUGCUCGAGGCACCUCCUUGAACACGGGACCCCCAUUUUAUGGUCCUGCCAAAAGAUGCAGCCACCAUCGAGAUGUCGGGACUUGGACCAGUUACCUACUUAUUGGAACUAGCAGGGACACAACUGAGAGUUAAUAGAGGUACAUCCUUUGUUUGGGGCUAUAGCCUUAUGGUUGCUCUUACCAGUCAGUUCAGCUGAAUUUCUAGGUAUGAUAACCGAGGUAGCUUGCCACCUUAGCUGCCAUAGCACAGAGGUUAAAUGUGAAUGCCAUGAUUCCCUAGGCACUGUUACAUCAUCAUCUGUCAAUUCCCAUUUUAUUAGACCAUCAUUCUGUAUAAAUUCCGUGCAACAAUGUGCAACAAUGGUUUGUGGUAGACCAUGUCUCCCAUGUUAGAAGAACAUGUUUUUGACAAAAUAUCCACUUUCCAUUCAUUGUUCAGCAUUAUCUCCGGGCUUUGCUCAGCAUUAUAACAAUCUCUAGAUUACAUAUGUUUUGUUGGACUGUAUGCUAUAUGUACAUGAGAAUAGGUACAUUUCAGAAAGGUGUUUUACAUUUACAUGUAGAUGGUGCAAUAGAUGUACUGUAAAGUACAAUGGAAUAAAAUGAAAUGUAUGUAUUAUUAUUAUUAUAUGAUACAUGGUCUGACAUUAGGUAUAGAAAUCUUUGUUGUAUUGAUCAACCAAUCAAUGAACCUUGACCUUAUUACUUUAAUCAGAAGUCAAUAUGUGACAUUUUGGUCUUCACUGUGUGAUGAAAUAUUUAUGACUCUGCUUCUCAUCAUUUAGCUUUUUUUUCUUGACAGUUUUGUCAGAUAUUAUGUCCAAGCCAUAUACAUGUAGAUACUGGAAAAGCAAAAACAAACAAACAGAUUAAAAAAAAGAUAAUAGAGUUACUUGUAAUUCUGUGGGAUUGAUAAA
Messenger RNA from Branchiostoma floridae (Florida lancelet), 1786 nucleotides. RefSeq lists its product as uncharacterized. Gene Ontology annotation, molecular function: ubiquitin protein ligase activity; cullin family protein binding; zinc ion binding. Gene Ontology annotation, biological process: protein ubiquitination; anaphase-promoting complex-dependent catabolic process; positive regulation of mitotic metaphase/anaphase transition. The transcript is spliced from 4 exons. The coding region runs from base 96 to 437 and encodes 113 amino acids. Gene Ontology annotation, cellular component: anaphase-promoting complex; nucleus. The record is from RefSeq and is a predicted model, not a curated record. NCBI's taxonomy places the organism in Eukaryota, Metazoa, Chordata, Leptocardii, Amphioxiformes, Branchiostomatidae.